Molecule: messenger RNA, 2022 nt
Organism: Drosophila serrata
Lineage: Eukaryota; Metazoa; Arthropoda; Insecta; Diptera; Drosophilidae
Gene: fng
Product: Fringe glycosyltransferase
Biological process (GO): pattern specification process
Cellular component (GO): Golgi membrane
Molecular function (GO): O-fucosylpeptide 3-beta-N-acetylglucosaminyltransferase activity
Source: RefSeq, a predicted model, not a curated record
UCGCCAGUUUUCCAAUAAACUUGCACCGAGCAAGACCUGUGUGCGCGCGUGUUGGAAAGUGAAGAUUCUAAAAUCACAGAAACCCUGCCAAAAAGUACGAAAAGUUUCGACAAGUUUCGGAAAGUGUGAUUGCGAAAAUUGCGAGUAGAGCAAAACCAUAACGAAAUAGUUGCCAAAGUGAUCGGAUCGAUAUCGAUAACGCGAUCGCAUCGAUGUGCGCGUAGUGGUGCGACGCGUAUGAUGAGCCUGACUGUGCUCUCGCUGCCGCAACGUUUCAAGCGAAUCCUGCAAGCCAUGAUGCUAGCCGUGGCCGUUGUCUACAUGACGCUGCUGCUCUACCAGAGCGCCUACGGAUAUCCGGGCAUCCAAGUGCCGCACAGCCAGGUGGUGGAUGGUGGCCUGGCCAGUGAACCCGUGACCACACAUCGCGACCAGCUGCUCCAGGAAUAUGUGCAGUCCUCGACGCCCACACAGCCGGGAGGAGCAGGUGCUCCGGCCGCCUCACCGACCACGGUGAUCAUCCGGAAGGAUAUCCGGAGCUUCAACUUCAGCGACAUCGAGGUCAGCGAGCGGCCCACGGCCACGCUGCUGACAGAGCUGGCUCGGAGGAGCCGGAACGGGGAGCUGCUCCACGAUCUCUCCCAGCGAGCGGUGACUGCGACGCCCCAGCCGCCGGUCACCGAGCUGGAUGACAUUUUCAUCAGCGUGAAGACGACGAAGAACUAUCACGACACGCGGCUGGCGCUGAUCAUCAAGACCUGGUUCCAGCUGGCCCGCGAUCAGACCUGGUUCUUCACGGACACGGAUGAUCACCAUUACCAGGAGAAGACAAAGGGCCAUCUCAUCAACACGAAAUGCUCACAGGGCCACUUUCGCAAGGCGCUCUGCUGCAAAAUGUCUGCCGAAUUGGAUGUCUUCCUGGAGAGCGGCAAGAAGUGGUUCUGUCACUUUGACGAUGACAACUAUGUCAACGUACCGAGGCUAGUGAAGCUUCUGGACGAGUAUAGUCCCAGCGUGGACUGGUAUCUGGGCAAGCCGAGCAUCUCGUCGCCGCUGGAGAUCCACUUGGACAGCAAGAACACGACGACCAACAAGAAGAUAACCUUCUGGUUCGCCACUGGCGGAGCUGGCUUCUGUCUCAGCCGGGCCCUGACCCUCAAGAUGCUGCCCAUAGCAGGUGGUGGCAAGUUCAUCAGCAUCGGCGACAAGAUUCGCUUUCCGGACGAUGUCACAAUGGGCUUCAUAAUAGAACACUUGCUCAAGGUUCCUCUGACUGUGGUGGACAACUUCCACUCGCAUCUGGAGCCCAUGGAGUUUAUACGCCAGGAUACGUUCCACGACCAGGUGUCCUUCAGCUAUGCGCACAUGAAGAACCAAUGGAAUGUGAUCAAGGUGGAUGGCUUUGAUCUGAAGACCGAUCCCAAGCGAUUCUACUCCCUGCACUGCCAGCUCUUUCCCUACUUCAGCUUCUGCCCGCCCAGAUGAGCUGGGUGAUCGCGACCCUGAUCCGGAGAUGGACCCAUUUCUGGAUCCCAUUUGGCUGUUGCAGGCGCACGUCUGCCGCCGGAUCGGUUGUGAACCGAUGGGGCAGGCGUCUAAAAAAUAUAACAAAUCUCGCCACUGUGAUUUAACCUUAAGUGUAUAUGGUAUACGAGUAACGAACGGUUCUUUUGUGUAUAUAGUAUAGCGGCUUCCAGCUCGACAGAUGUGCUUCCUAAUGGUCUAAGUUUCACUGUAGCUCUAGGUCUUGCAAUCUUCCAACACACUUCCAAGUGCUUCCCUAUAGCGUUACACGGCCCUGUUCCGGCCAACUUAGUUUGUAGUUAAAUUAAUGGUCUAGUCUAUGUUUAAGUUAGCUUAGCACCAGAGAGACCGCUUGACCCUCUGCUGUGUAAUACUGUAAUGCAGUCUAAUGAAUUGGCCUAGAGUAGCAAUAUGCGUGUAUAUAGUAUAGAUCUAGUGUGUGCUCAGAUCUAACCAAGAAAUGUUUAAACAAGUUUGUUAAUUUUUAGUUUGCUUAAA